This is a messenger RNA of Zootermopsis nevadensis, 2610 nucleotides long. It is a transcript of the gene Nsun2, whose product is annotated as tRNA (cytosine(34)-C(5))-methyltransferase Nsun2. Gene Ontology annotation, molecular function: tRNA (cytidine-N5)-methyltransferase activity; tRNA binding. The record is from RefSeq and is a predicted model, not a curated record. Gene Ontology annotation, cellular component: cytoplasm; nucleus. Lineage: Eukaryota; Metazoa; Arthropoda; Insecta; Blattodea; Termopsidae. Gene Ontology annotation, biological process: tRNA methylation.
UGAAUGCCUCGAACUGCAUGUUAGUAAGAAUAAGAACACUAUGACCACGUGUUUGUGUGUCUAGUGGCUGAUUAACAGUAUUCUGUCCAGCUUACCAAAAAGAAAAAAUAGAUAUUGUGGCCAGGACAAUGGGAAGGGGUAGAACUUUUAGGAGUAAAGAGAGAAAAUUCGCUCAAAGGAGGCGAGCUAGAGAGAAUAAAUGGGAUGACAAAGCACCAAGGCGCCCAUAUGAAGAGAUUGUACGAGAAAAUUCAGAAUUUGAACAGUAUUACAAGUCACAACAAAUCUGCCCAGAUGAAGAAUGGGGAUGUUUUAUGGCAGCAAUUAAAGAAAAUUUACCAACAGCAUUUCGUAUAACUGGAUCAAAAUCAGAAGCAAGAGCUCUACUGGGAAUUGUUAAAGGGAAAUUCUUCAAAGAUUGUCUUUUAAAUCAUUUGCAACAAGAUGAUGAUAGCCAGAAAAAAGAUGAAAUGGAAGGACAGCAGAAACCCAUUUGUUUACCAUGGUACCCAGAUGGAUUAGCAUGGCAGUUGCAGUUGACUCGAAAGGACAUCCGCCGCUCGGAAGCUUAUUUUCGUCUUCACAACUUCCUCAUAUCGGAGACGGAGUGUGGCAACAUUAGUCGACAGGAGGCUGUUAGUAUGAUCCCACCACUUCUGCUGGAUGUUAAACCACAUCAUAAGAUCUUGGAUAUGUGCGCAGCACCUGGUUCAAAGACUGCUCAACUGAUUGAGUUACUGCAUGCUGAAGAUGGCAGAUUGCCCACUGGUUUUUUGAUAGCAAAUGAUAUAGAUAACAAUCGUUGCUACAUGUUGGUUCAUCAGGCCAAGCGGUUAAACUCACCCUGUAUUGUGAUCACAAACCAUGACUCAGCUGUGAUGCCAAAUUUUACUGUUACUGGCACAGAUGGUUCUCCGGUGAUGCUGAAGUUUGACCGAGUGCUGUGUGAUGUACCGUGCUCAGGAGAUGGCACACUGCGGAAGAACCCUGACAUUUGGUUGAAGUGGAAUACUGCAAAUGGCAACAAUCUGCAUGGUAUCCAGUUCCGAAUUUUGCGUCGUGGUGUUGAGAUGCUGUCAGUUGGAGGACGCCUUGUGUACUCUACCUGUUCAUUUAACCCACUUGAGAAUGAGGCUGUGAUACAUCGCUUCCUUGUGAAAACAGAAGGUGCAGUACAGCUAGUAGAUGUUUCAUCCCAACUCCCUGGCUUGAAGUAUAGAAAGGGGUUAGCUCAUUGGAUUCCAACAUCCCGUGAUAUGGUUGGGUACGCCACUUAUAAUGAUGUUCCAGAAAAAUGGCACACACAAAUUCGACCACAGAUGUUCCCUCCUGCACCUGAAGAUGUGGGAAAGUUCAACCUAGAGAGAUGUAUCCGAAUCUUGCCUCACCAACAAGAUACAGGGGGCUUCUUUGUAGCUGUGAUAGAAAAACUGCGGCCACUUCCGUGGGAGGCAGCUGCCAAAACCUUGCCUGCAGAGGGUGAGAAGGUAGGAAGAGAUGACAGUGGGAUGGAUGCUGUUGGCAGUAGCAGUGAGGAUAAGGUUCCCUGGGGACUACAGAGAAAAAGAAGACGAAUCCAUGGCUACAGGGAAGAUCCGUUCGUGUUCUUUACAGAGGGUGAACCACUCUGGCCAUCUAUCAGGGAUUUCUAUGAUAUUAACUCUCUUCUAAGUCCAACCUGUCUGCUGACACGCUGUAAAGAGGGUAAGAAAAAGAAUAUCUACUUCACAUCUCCUGCAGUUCAUGAUAUUGUUGUCAAUAACCAUCAGACAAUCAAGCUGAUAAAUACUGGUGUGAAGAGCUUUGUUCGCUGUGAUAACAAGUCCAUGCAAUGUGCCUUCAGGUUAGCACAAGAGGGUUUGCAUAGCAUAUUCCCAUACAUUGGACCAAAACGAAAGAUUUCUGUAUCCAAGGCAGACCUGAUCAAGCUUCUUACAAAUGAUGACCCCAAGUUUCCACCUGAGGCUAGCAGCUUGGAUCCUUCUACACAGCAACAGUUGAAAGACAUAGCACAAGGCAGCUGUGUGUUCGUGUAUCAAGUGGAAGACAGCUCUUGUUCUGAUGGAGGCAUUCUGCCUCUGUCAUUGGUAAUGGUGGGUUGGCGUGGAGCUAAAUCCAUGAGGGCAUAUGUAUCUGUCAGUGACUGUGUACAUUACCUGCGGCUCUGUGGUGCCGAUGUCUCUAAGUAUGAAAAGAACAAAUUUAUUAAAAACCCAUCAGUUCCUGAUGAGAAGAAUAGUGACAAGACUACUAUGGAUAAUGAAACUGAUGUUAAAGAUGAAAAGAGAGAAGAGGAGGAAGAAGAGAAUGCUGUACAAGAGAAAGUCAGUGGGCAUGAUGCACCAACAUAGCAGAUACCAUCUUACAGGACAUGACAGUUUGUGGUGGUGGUGGUUGUGUAAGAGAAGAUCUUACACAAAGUAGCGAGAUUAUUGUGGCUCUGCAUUCCCUGGUUGGAUAUGCUGACGAUAGUCUUGCGUCAGCAUUGUGACGAUAUUAUUCCUUCAUUCUCAGCGAUAUAUUUUGUUUCUAUGCACACUGAGGAAUAAUGUUACAAGAUUUGUAUUUUAUUUUAUCAGAUAUAGGUUUUUUAAAAUGUUUUUAACAUUU